This is a messenger RNA of Fragaria vesca subsp. vesca, 1974 nucleotides long. Its product is annotated as probable leucine-rich repeat receptor-like protein kinase At1g68400-like. Bases 1 to 1974 code for a protein of 657 amino acids. Gene Ontology annotation, molecular function: protein kinase activity; protein binding; ATP binding. The record is from RefSeq and is a predicted model, not a curated record. Gene Ontology annotation, biological process: protein phosphorylation. The transcript has a single exon. Lineage: Eukaryota; Viridiplantae; Streptophyta; Magnoliopsida; Rosales; Rosaceae.
AUGCUGCAAAACCACACCCUCCUCUCCACCUUCUUCUUCUUCACACUCUUCUCUCUUUCUCUCUCCAACCCAACCCCAAACGACACUCUUCCCUUGCUCGCAUUCAAAGCCUCGUCAGACCGCUCCAACUCCCUCGCCUCCUGGUCCCAAUCCACCGACCCCUGUGCAGGGUCAUGGCUCGGCGUCACCUGCGACCCGAAAACCCGUCGGGUCACCAAGCUUGUCCUCGAGAAUCUCAACCUCACCGGUCCCAUUCAACCCCUCACCGCACUCGACCGCCUCAAGCUCCUCAGCCUCAACCAUAACCUCCUCUCCUCUUCUCUCAACUUCUCCUCCUGGCCCCACCUCAACCACCUCUACCUCUCCCACAACAACUUCACCGGCGCAAUUCCCGCCGCCAUUUCCGGCCUCCGCAAACUCCGCCGGAUUGAUCUCUCCCACAACCAGCUCUCCGGCGAAAUACCGUUUGCCGAGUUGACUCGGCUGUCUAAACUAUUAACUCUGCGGCUCGAGUCCAACUCGCUCACCGGCUUCGGCGACGCGUCGUCUGCUCCGUUCACCGAUUUCAAUGUCUCCAACAACGACCUCGCCGGAAAAAUCCCUCGGUUUCUGGAGAAGUUCGGUGCGGCGUCGUUUACGGGAAACGCGCGGCUGUGCGGAAAGCCGCUGCCGCACGACUGCCCCAUUCCGACGGCCGUCAAGCCGCCGUCACUAGCGCCACCACCGGAAGCCAAGCCCCACUCGGAACACGUCGUUCUGAUCAGCGUCAGCGUCGCGCUUGGGCUCAUGGUGAUCGCCGGCGCCGUCGUGCGGUGGCGGAAGCGGAAGAAGAAGAGCAGCAGCAGCAGCAGCGGAGCUCUUGUUGUCAGCGUCGGCGGCGGGAAGCCCAAGGCGGCGGCUAACGGAUACAGUUACGUGAAAAGGCACUACGGGUCCCGGGAAUUGAAAUCUGGCGGGUCCCACAGAUACCAUUAUGGGCCUGGUGGGCCGAACGGGCCGAGGGAAAGCGAAGAGAUGGUGGUGCUGGAGGGAUGCAACCCCGGUGUCGGUAAAGUCGACGAUGUGCUAAAUGCGUCGGCGGAGCUGCUGGGGAAGGGGACUGUGGGGGCCACUUACAAGAUCAUGAUGAACGGCUGGGAUGAUGUGGCGGUGGUGAAGAGGGUGAGGGAGAGGAAGGUUCACGGCAAGGAAGUGGAGGCGUGGUUGAGAAUCAUCGGCGAGUUGAAGCACGGCAACAUUGCGAGGCUGAGAGCUUACCACAGCUCCAACUACGAGCUUCUUUUAGUGUAUGAUUUUUAUGCCAAUGGAAGUCUGCAUUCUCUUCUGCACGGGUUUCGAGGACCGGGGAGGGCGCGGUUGGAUUGGAGCACAAGGCUGAAGCUAGCAUUGGGCUGUGCCGAAGGACUCGCCUUCAUCCACGGCUCCGGCAAGGGGAAGAUGUACCAUGGUAACCUCAAGUCGUGCAAUGUGUUGAUAGAUGACAUGGGGAAUGCUUGUGUUGCUGACAUUGGCCUAAAACAGCUCUUGGUUGGUCAGAGUUCGUCUUAUGAUACCUACAGUGCGCCGGAGUUGAUCAUGCCGAGUAGUUUUAGUCCCAACAAGUACACUCGCAAGUGCGAUGUGUAUAGCUUUGGGGUGGUUUUGAUGGAGAUUUUGACGGGGCGGAUGGCGGGGGAGGAAGGAGAAAUGAGCUUGGUGGAGUGGGUUAACUUGGCGGUGAAGAAAGAGUGCGGUACAUGGGAGGUUUUUGAUUUCGAGCUGUCGAGUGACAAGGAGAUGGAGGAGGAAAUGUGGGCGCUUUUCCAGGUUGGUUUGAUUUGCGUGGCUGCGCAGCCAAAAGAUCGUCCAACGAUGAACAUGGUGCGCAAUAUGAUCGAGGACAUUAGGAAGAAGGGUGUUAGAGAAGAUGGGACUGUGUCUAUUCUAGAUGACAUUUCUUUUGGUACUUCUUCUCCUUCACAGAGCACACCCUGA